AUGUCGACGAUGCGCGCGAUCGGUGUGAAGGGCGGCAAAGGCCCCGCCACUUCCCUCUUCGUAGAUGAAAUCGCCAAGCCGGUCCCUGUGCCCGGGCAGGCACUCGUCAAAAUCAAGGCCUUCGGAUUGAACCGAAUGGACUUGCUGCAGCGCGAGGGACUGUAUCCUCUCCCACCGCAGGCGCCUUCCACUCUCGGUGUUGAGUUUUCAGGUGUUGUGGAGGGGCUUGGAGGCGAUGGAGCUUGUGAUUUCAAGGCCGGGGAUGAGGUCUUUGGACUUGCAUACGGAGGUGCUUACGCGGAGUACAUUGUUGUGUCGACUAAGAUGCUGGUCCAUAAGCCAGCUCAUCUGUCAUGGGAAGUCGCAGCUGGUAUCCCAGAGACCUGGAUCACUGCUUCGCAGGCUCUCUUCCUGAUUGGCGACUUCCAAGCUGGCCAAUCCGUACUGUGGCACGCCGGAGCUUCAUCGGUUUCCAUCUCGGGCAUUCAGCUCGCCAAGGCCGAGGGCGCCAAAGCCAUUUAUGCCACAGCAGGAUCACAGGAGAAGUGCGACUUCCUGGAGAAGGAGCUGGGAGUGACCAAGGCGUUUAACUACAAGACCCAGGAUUGGGCCGCAGAGAUUCUCAAGGCUACGGACGGCGCAGGUGUCAAUUUGACCGUUGAUUUUAUCGGAGCCACUUACUUCCAGGGCAAUUUGGAUGUGGCCGCGCGCGAUGGUCGCGUGGUGCUGUUGGGUCUGAUGGGUGGAGGCAAGUUGCCCGACGGGGUGAACAUUGCGCCUUUGUUGUUUAAGCGGAUCCGGGUGGAGGGAAGUACCUUGCGUAGCCGGGAUGUUGAAUAUCAGCAGAAGCUGAGGGAUACCCUGGUGUCACAUGCGCUGCCCCGAUUUGAGGACGGAACGUUCAAGGUAUUUGUGGAAAAGGUGCUGCCUUUUGAGCAAAUUAUGGAGGCGCACCAAUUGCUGGAGAGCAACACCACUAAGGGAAAGAUCAUCUGUGUGAUUUGA
Penicillium pulvis is the source of this 1005-nucleotide messenger RNA. RefSeq names its product NAD(P)H-quinone oxidoreductase. Gene Ontology annotation, molecular function: oxidoreductase activity. The record is from RefSeq and is a predicted model, not a curated record. Lineage: Eukaryota; Fungi; Ascomycota; Eurotiomycetes; Eurotiales; Aspergillaceae. The transcript is spliced from 4 exons. Bases 1 to 1005 code for a protein of 334 amino acids.